GAACACAGACCCGUCCUCCAACACAGACGACAGAGCGACAGACUGACCGACCGUCGUGAUGGGUAAAGGCUUCUACAUCAGCAAAGGGGUCGGCAUUGUCGGGGUGAUCCUCGGAGCCGGCGCCGUAGCGACCAUCAUCGCUCUGUCUGUGGUUUACUCACAAGAAAAGGCCAAAAACAACGAGGUGAAACCCACAGAACCUGGAACCACCACCAAUCCCACCGCCACCGCCACCACACCAACGCCAUCCAACGAAACCUGGGACCAGUAUCGACUCCCCAAGACCUUGGAACCGAUUCACUACGAUGUAACUCUUAGGCCACACCUGAAACGAGACCCUGUGAAUGGUCUUUACAUCUUCACAGGCGAGUCCACCUUCCACUUCAAGUGUGUCGAGGACACGGACCUGAUCCUGAUCCACUCCAACAAGCUGAACUACACCACGCAGGCCAAUGGGCACACAGCAACGCUCACCUCCGUCAGUGGUGCGGAGGCACCGCAGAUCAAGAACAGCUUCCUCUGGGACGUGACUCAGUACCUGGUCCUGCAGCUGAACGGUAAACUGACCAAGGACAGUGAGUACAAGUUGUACACCAAGUUCCAUGGAGAGCUGGCUGACGACCUGGGCGGUUUCUACAGGAGCGAGUACAAGGAAGGUAACGAGACAAAGAUAGUUGCCACGACUCAGAUGCAGCCGACAGACGCCAGGAAAGCUUUUCCCUGUUUGGACGAACCUGCGAUGAAAUCCUACUUUAACAUAAGUCUGAUCCACGACUAUGGAAUGGUAGCGCUGUCCAACGGUGCCGAGAGAGAAUCAGUUAACAUCACCAUCGAUGGUGAGAAACUGGUGAAGACGUCAUUUGAAAUGACAGAGAAAAUGUCCACGUACCUCCUGGCCUUCGUCGUCUGUGAUUUCGGCUACAUCGAGAGUACCAGCGACAAAACUCUGAUCCGUAUUUUUGCUCGGAAGUCGGCCAUCAACGCUGGGCAAGGAGCUUACGCUCUCAACAAAACUGGACCCAUCCUCAAGUUCUUUGAGAAGUACUAUAACUCCAGCUACCCUCUGCCCAAAUCUGACCAGAUCGCUCUGCCGGACUUUAACGCCGGGGCCAUGGAGAACUGGGGUCUGAUCACCUACAGAGAGACGGCGCUGCUCUACGACGAGAGAUUUUCAUCCAACUCCAACAAGGAGAGGAUCGCGACCAUCAUCGCUCACGAACUGGCCCACAUGUGGUUUGGAAACCUGGUGACCCUGAGGUGGUGGAACGACCUUUGGCUGAAUGAAGGUUUUGCGUCUUACGUGGAAUACCUGGGAGGAGACAACGCCGAACCGGACUGGGGCGUGAAAGACUUGAUCGUCCUCAGUGACGUCCACAGAGUGUUCGCCGUGGACGCGCUGGCCUCGUCUCACCCUCUGUCCUCUAAGGAAGAAGACAUUCAGAAACCAGAACAGAUCAGCGAGUUGUUUGAUGCUAUCUCAUACAGCAAGGGGGCGUCUGUUCUGAGAAUGCUGUCAGAUUUUCUGACUGAAGAAAUCUUCACCAUGGGACUCAGGACCUACCUGAAGGAGUUUGCCUUUGGGAACGCCGUCUACACAGACCUGUGGAGACAUCUGCAGAUGGCAGUGAAUCAGACUGGAACUGUUCUGCCUGACACUCUGGAGAACAUCAUGAACACCUGGGUUCUGCAGAUGGGUUUUCCUGUGGUCACCAUUAACACCACCACCGGUGAAGUCCGUCAGCAACACUUCCUCCUGGACCCAGACUCCAACGUCACCACCCCGUCCGACUAUAAUUAUGAAUGGAUCGUUCCAAUGAAGUGGCAGAAGAAGGAAGCUGUGCAGCCAACGUUUUGGUUGACGAAGAAAUCAAAUAGCACUGAAAUAAUGAAGGUGACUGGAUCUGACUGGGUUCUGGCCAACAUUAAUGUGACGGGCUACUACAGGGUCAACUAUGACGACGGUAACUGGGACCGACUGCUCAAUCAGCUAGCAACAGAUCACAGGAUUAUUCCAGUCAUCAACAGAGCUCAGCUGGUGGACGACGCCUUCAACCUGGCCAGAGCAAAGAUCAUCCCAACGGUCUGGGCCCUCAAAACCACCACGUACCUGAACAAGGAGCUGGAGUACAUGCCCUGGGCAUCUGCCCUCAACAACCUAGACUUCUUCUCACUCAUGUUUGACCGCUCCGAGGUCUAUGGACCCAUGCAGGACUACCUGAGGAAACAGGUCACACCACUGUUCUAUCACUUCAAGAAUAUAACGGGGAACUGGACCAAUGUUCCAAAAGGACACAUGGACCAGUACAACCAGGUGAAUGCCAUCAGUCUCUCAUGUAAAACUGGUCUUGAAGAAUGUCAGGAUCUGGUCAAGUCCUGGUUCCAGCAGUGGAUGACCACCGGCAAUAACUCCAUACACCCAAAUCUGCGCUCUACCGUCUACUGCAACGCCAUUGCAGCAGGUGGAGCUAAAGAGUGGGAGUUUGCCUGGUUAGAGUUUAAGAACUCAACCAUUGCCAGCGAAGCAGAGAAACUGCGAUCUGCUCUGAGUUGCACCAAACAGCCUUGGCUACUGAACAGGUACCUGGAGUACACUCUGGACCCAAACAGUAUCCGAAAACAGGACGCCACCUCCACCAUCGUCUAUAUCGCCAACAACGUGGUGGGUCAACCUCUGGCCUGGGACUUUGUGAGAGACCGUUGGUACUACAUUUUCACAGAAUACGGUGGAGGCUCCUUCUCCUUCUCCAACCUCAUCAACGGCAUCACCAAACGCUUCUCCACUGAGUUUGAGCUCAAAGAGCUGAGGCAGUUCAAAGAGGAUAACUCAGAUGAGGGUUUCGGUUCCGGAACUCUAGCCGUGGAUCAGUCCAUUGAAAGAACCAUUGCUAACAUGAAGUGGAUCGCAGAGAAUGAGGAGAAUGUUCUGGAGUGGUUCAGGGCUGAAACUAAGGCGUGAAGAAACUGUGAACCAGACCUAUAUUUAUGUGAUUUUUUAAAAUACUGACCCCUGCUGGAGCAAGAGAAGAAAGAGCGAAUAGUCGUAGAUGGAUUUUUUUAUAAAAGAUGGAAGGAUAGCAGGGGAAUGAUGCCUUUUGUUAUUGUUUUUUUACUUUUCUAAAUCAAGGUUUGAAUUGUAAUAACGUCAUUCACUGAGGCUGUGAUUGUGAUAAAAAGUCAGUGUCAGGUUAUUGAUUAUGGUCUUUUAAAAACCAUUUGUUUAUAAACACAAAGAAUUGAUAAGAAUAAUAAUUUAUAAUGAAAAUGAAGUAUAUUUUUUAAAAUGUUAUGUCUUGUAUUUAUCACAAACACCAGAUUCUAUUCUUGUAAAUCCAAGUAAUUAUUGUUGUUAUUAUUAUUAAAUUUUAAAGUUGAGUUUGUCAAAGA
Cynoglossus semilaevis (tongue sole) is the source of this 3384-nucleotide messenger RNA. Its product is annotated as aminopeptidase N. The transcript is spliced from 21 exons. The record is from RefSeq and is a predicted model, not a curated record. Gene Ontology annotation, cellular component: cytoplasm; plasma membrane. Gene Ontology annotation, molecular function: peptide binding; metalloaminopeptidase activity; zinc ion binding. Gene Ontology annotation, biological process: peptide catabolic process; proteolysis. The coding region runs from base 59 to 2956 and encodes 965 amino acids. NCBI's taxonomy places the organism in Eukaryota, Metazoa, Chordata, Actinopteri, Pleuronectiformes, Cynoglossidae.